AUGUUUCCGGCAUAUUCCACUAAAGAAAGGCAACAGCAAAGCUAUAAUCAAAGUGCAAAUGAUGUUGUUGAUGAAGUGGAACAACCGAAGCCUCUAGAUCGAGACCCCAGUCUAGCAAGGUACCGGGAUCCGGUGAACAAUUCCAGCUCUGCCCAACGAAACACAACGAACACGCCACUAAGAGCGGAGCAUUCAAAUUUUAACGCUUCAGUACCACCCCCUUUUCGGAACCCACAUGCACAAGCUGGCUACUCAUCUUUCCCACAAGUAAAUCAGCCUGUGUAUGGACGUCCGAAUUUUGGUCCUGGAUAUCACGCUUCUAAUCAAUCCAAUAGGCGUAAUCAGGACGAGAAAUCGGAGCGGUAUCUGGACAGUGGAAAUGGGCAAACACGAUAUCGCCGUGAAAGCGAGCCUCAAGCUCAGCCCAUUCAAAUUAAAGCUGUCGAAGGUGCUUACUCUAGCCAUUCAACUGAGCUGAUUAUGAAGAAAAGACAAAGGGAAGCGGAGCGAAGGAAAGCGGAAAGAAAAGCCGCACAAAUGAGAGAAUGUGUAGCUGUAAGACAGCUCAGAGACAGUUCAGACGACGAUGAUGAUGAUUACGCAGUCACCGCAACUGUUAGCGGACUUGCUGAGUUAGAGAAAUUCAGGAAGAAAAAUAAGAAAGAUCUGAAAAAGAAAAUGCAGAAAAACAAGAAUAGCAAGAAAAGCAAGAAAAGAAGAAGAGAUUCUUCUGAUUCGGACACUUCGUCUUCUGAUUCGGACUCAGACUCAAGCUCAGAUUCCGAUGGCUCUUCGCGUAGAAAACGGAAAAAAGAAAGAAAGUCCAAAAAAUCCAAGAAGAGAAGACGCGACUCUCGGUCACCUCCACGUUCAUCGAAACCUACUGCCAAACCAGUCAAGUACUCAUUUCUUCGUAUGGAUAAAAACGAGCAUAAUACUCAUGAAGGCUUGCUCUAUGAUACUAGCCAAGAUUCACAUAACAUACAUUAUGAGAAACUGCAACCGACGAUUACUAGUUCUUACUACCCGCUGACCCAUUCUAUCAUUGGGGCUCCUCCAAAAUGGAGUAAUUUAUUCUAUCCUGUCGUUGUAGCAAAAGAAGAGAGGAAACCCAAGCGUUUCCAUGAGGUAGUUCCGAACGAGAAAGACACGGAACGCGCUUUCCGAACUGACCUUGUAAAGAUAUCAGAUAUGCAGCAUGUUGAUUUUAUUGAAGUUUCAAAGAGUAAACUAGACGUGUUCCGUUUCCGAUAUGAAAUUAUGGACGAUAAGGUAGAUGAAUUUCAAAGUGAAGAUAAUAGAUUGCGCAUGGAUGCAGAAGAUAGAGAGAAAUAUGGAAUAAUCAGACCAGAUGAAGUUCGAAAUAUUGAAAAUCGUUUGACAAGGAUUAAAUAUGCUAUUAAUGAUAAGAGUGGAGAUGACCAGCUAUAUAUUGAGUUUGUGGAUUUAGAGAUGCAACUGUUCGAGAAAAAUGCAGAAUUAGGAAUCAGAGCUCAUACCAAUCAGUCUCUACUUGAUAGGUGUCUUUCUAUCGUUCAAAGUGGUUUGCAACGAUUCCCAGCAUCAUAUGCUUUGCGUCUCAAGAAGAUUGAAAUUCUGAAGAAAAAGGGAGGAACUGAUGAACUUCUGCAAGAAUGGGACACGUUACUGAACCGUUUCUUGAACAAAACUGAAGUUUGGAAUCAGUACUUGAAUUUCAUUCAGUAUGAUUCCUCUAUAUACACUUUCCAACGAAUGGAAAAAGCAUUUGCCCAAUGUCGUACGAAACUUGGGAACUUGAUCAAUGACACCAUAAAAUCUCACAAGAAAGAACCUGAUACGGAAGAAUUUUAUAAAGACAUGUACAUUAGAAGUCUGGAGUUUCUCUUCGAGAGUGGGUAUUCUGAAAGGGCUAUCGCUUCAAUUCAGGCUUCUUGUGAGUUACAUCUCUUCAAGCCACCAAGAUUAGCAAACGCAAGCCCCAAUGUAGUUAUGGCGGCUUUCAAAGAGUUUUGGAACAGUGGUCAUCCAAGAAUUGGAGAUUACAAGUGUUUUGGAGGUUGGGCCAAGUAUGAUGAAAUGCGCCAAGCAAAUUCAAAUUUUGAUGUGAGAAGAGAAGAAAAGUAUGAGCUGGAACUGUAUAGAACUCGAGCUCAAUCUCUCUACAACAAAGUUGCUGCCUCCAACGAGUCUUACAUUCUUUCCUGGGUAGAACUUGAAAGAGAGUUCUCAUUUUUGAACGUUCGACCAUUGCGUGGAGAAGAGGGAACUGAUGAGACGGGUGAAUCCCCUGAUGAUACUUUCAAAAAGGUCGUAUUUGAUGAUCUUUUUAUUUCGGAAACCUUCUUCCCUCUUGAUGUUCUAGCUUAUUUCGGUAUAACUUUCAUAGAAUUCAUUCCCACGGAUGAAAGCACAGUAUCUGUACUUCGCAAGAUGGAUUCAUGUUCUUUGACCAGUAUUUAUAACUCAAAGCCUUUUCUUAAAACAAUGAAAAGCAUUAUAUUGGCUUUAGCCAGAUCAAGUAAUGAGGCUCAAAUUAUGAUGUCAUACAUACCGACAUCCAUUCGGCUUAUGAAAUUGAAACAUGCUGGAUUGUCUGAAAAGAAGAUUGUGAAAAAGUUUAUAGAUAAAGUGCUAAAACUAACCAUAAAGCUGGGUAUAAUGCAAGAAGAGGUGAAAGAACUAGUAUUCUACUUUGCCGCCUUUGAGGCUAUGAAAGUUGGUGUUGGAGAGAAACCGCAACAGUUCAUGGAAAUGUUGAUUAAAACGCUGUUGCAACAUGCUAGGAAUGGUUUCGAAAAGCUGGACAGUCUUCGAGCAUCGGUUUUAUUCUGUGCUAUGCUGACUUAUUUAGAGAUGAAUUCGGAAUUGACCAUUGAACAAUAUAUUCAACAAAUGACGAAAUGGAUGUGCUUUUUGGAAGAAGAUCAACCGAUAUCACCAAAACAUUAUCUACAAACGUUUGCUCUGCUAAACCAACUGGAGAAUUUCGCCUUCCCCGUUUCAGAAGAGUUCGAAAAUUACAUUUCCCUGAUCGAACAUGCAAAAACCGCAAUUUGCUCUCUACAAGUGUAUAUGGCUUAUUGUAGAUCACCGAAAAAUGGAGGCGGUUGGCUUAGUGAAUGUAGAAAGAUAAUUAUUGGGGAAGAAGAGUUCUAUCCGACUAGACGAGCUCUAUUGAACGUUCUGGAAUAUCAUUGGAAAACUUAUCACUCUCACCGCUCAGAGUUCUUGGAAGAAUGUAAAGCGUUCAUUCGUGUGCUCAACACAUAUCCAGAAGGCUAUUUGAAAUUGGUGAAACUCUUCACCUCUCUGAGAUAUUACAAAAUCUUACCUUUCUUCGAUGAGUUAGAAAGUGUUUCUGAGGGUAUAAGUAAGAAGUAUGCAGCGCUGUCUAAAAUGCUACUUCUUACACGUGAUUCGGAUUUCUCAACUGAGAGCUUGCGUGGUCAAAGAAACUUAUUGGAAGUCGCAACUGGUUUGAACGAUACUUCCUUCUGGCGCUUACUUUUAACAAGAUAUACUGGUGAAAAUGUAUUCCUACGAUCUCUUGAGCAGUGUGCAUGGUCUAAAUAUUUGAUUAUUGAUAGAAUCGAACUGAAAAAUAACAAUUCCACACUUGAGGAACUUCAAUUAUUGAUGACUGAAAAAGACACAAGAGUGAUCGUCGAUAUUGAAGAAGUUGAAACUCUUCUGGAAAAUGCUGUUCCUUCACAAGACGAGGAAUGA
Messenger RNA from Auanema sp. JU1783, 3708 nucleotides. The record is from the annotation of a GenBank genome assembly. Lineage: Eukaryota; Metazoa; Nematoda; Chromadorea; Rhabditida; Rhabditidae.